Messenger RNA from Nycticebus coucang (slow loris), 3018 nucleotides. RefSeq names its product adenosylmethionine decarboxylase 1 (gene AMD1). Gene Ontology annotation, biological process: spermidine biosynthetic process; spermine biosynthetic process. The coding region runs from base 1524 to 2321 and encodes 265 amino acids. The record is from RefSeq and is a predicted model, not a curated record. The transcript is spliced from 9 exons. Lineage: Eukaryota; Metazoa; Chordata; Mammalia; Primates; Lorisidae. Gene Ontology annotation, molecular function: adenosylmethionine decarboxylase activity; putrescine binding. Gene Ontology annotation, cellular component: cytosol.
ACUCUACCCUGGGUGACAGCUUGAGGCUCUGUCUCCCCCCCCAAAAAAAAAAAAAAUGCUAGGCUCUGUCUCAAAAAUUAAUAAAUAAAUGCUGCAUGACCCAUUGUAUGCACAUACUAUGUUUGGGGUUGCUUUCACCUCUGGCUGUUGUGAAUAAGGCUGCUAUCAAAAUGGGAACAUAAAUAGCUCUAGGCCCUGCUUUCAGUUAUUUUGAAUGUAUACCCUCCCCCCCAAGUGGAACUAAUAAUGUAAAUUUUUUGCUUUGAGUUGUUUGAGGAACCUCCAUACUAUUUUCAGUAGUGGCUACGCCAUUGUACAUACUACAGGGCACAAGUAUUGCAGUUUUGCUAAAUUCUCACCAGUUCUGAUUGUAUGCUGUUUUGAUCAUGGCUAUCCUAAUGGGUGUGAGGCAGGGGUGUCCAACCUGGGGCCCUGCAUUCUGCAUUUGUGAGGACCUUUUUGGCUUAUCUGUGGUGUCAGAUCUCGUAAAAAGUAUGCUUGGCCUUUGGGAGAGGGUUUCCUUACCAUUUGUGUGUUUAAUGUAUGCCCCCAAGGCAACUCUUCUAGUGUGGGGCAGAGGAAAAAAAUGGCUGGACAGGCUUGGCACCGAUAGCUCAGUGGUUAGGGCACCACCCACAUAAACUGAGGCAGGCAGGUUUGAACCCAGCCCGGGCAAGUGGUUGGACAUUCUAACUUCAGAAUAUCUAACCUUGCAAUCAUAGAUAUGUAAUUUAGAAAAUGCCUCAGUCCUCUAUAAAAAUCACUUUGUCUUUUCCAUCAUUAAUUUGGACAGAAAGUAGAGCCCUGAAAAUCUUUCUUCUAAAAGCAGGAGUCAGCAAACUUUGUGUAAAGGAAAUUUUGCAAGGCAGACAGUCUUACAACUACUCAGCUCUGUCCUUAUAGGGAGAACAUAACCAUUGGCAAUGAAUGGGUGUGGCAAGGGUCCAGUAAGGCUUUAUUUACAAAAGGGUAAUAUUUUCCCCAGAGAAAAGUGAUAGAAAUAAGUUGUAUAUGAGUAGCCAGCUGUUCCAGAUUUGGUUUUUCACCUUUCUCCUUUAUGUACACGUGUAACAUUUUAUUGAUUUGUUUUCUUUCAUAUUUCUUGCCCUUUGACUUAUUUUUCUUGAUCUUAGCAGUCAUAAAAGUCUUUACAUUCACUUGAUUGAUGCUGUCCAGCUGUGUCUUAGGGUGUUGAAGACAAUUGCUUUCUUUUGUGUACUAUGACUAAAAAAAAAAUGCUGACUAUUUGAGCCUUACUCUUAGUUUGGAUGUAGAGUUUAUUAACUACCGAUGAUGAACAGGUAUAAGCAUUUAGUUUCUGUCAAGAUGGAAGAAGAAUGCCUCUGUUUCAAUAAAUGUACCUGAAAACCCUGGACUGAAUGUAUGGAGCAGCUGUGUGAGAACUCGGAGAAGUAUAUGUUAGCAGAUCUGAGUGGGACAUACUUUUGAAGGAUGUGCAAUGUUCAAUCAUAAGUGUGACAAAAACUGACAAGCAGGAAGCUUAUGUACUCAGUGAGAGUAGCAUGUUUGUCUCCAAGAGACGUUUCAUUUUGAAGACAUGUGGUACCACCCUCUUGCUGAAAGCACUGGUUCCCCUGUUGAAGCUUGCUAGGGAUUACAGUGGGUUUGACUCAAUUCAAAGCUUCUUUUAUUCUCGUAAGAAUUUCAUGAAGCCUUCUCACCAAGGGUACCCACACCGGAAUUUCCAGGAAGAAAUAGAAUUUCUAAAUGCAAUUUUCCCAAAUGGAGCAGCAUAUUGUAUGGGACGUAUGAAUUCUGAUUGUUGGUACUUAUAUACUCUGGAUUUCCCAGAGAGUCGAGUAAUCAGUCAGCCAGAUCAAACCCUGGAAAUUCUGAUGAGUGAGCUUGACCCAGCAGUUAUGGACCAGUUCUACAUGAAAGAUGGUGUUACUGCAAAGGAUGUCACUCGUGAGAGUGGAAUUCGUGACCUGAUACCAGGUUCUGUCAUUGAUGCCACAUUGUUCAAUCCUUGUGGGUAUUCAAUGAAUGGAAUGAAAUCGGAUGGAACUUAUUGGACUAUUCACAUCACUCCAGAACCAGAAUUUUCUUAUGUUAGCUUUGAAACAAACUUAAGUCAGACCUCCUAUGAUGACCUGAUCAGGAAAGUUGUGGAAGUCUUCAAGCCAGGAAAAUUUGUGACCACCUUGUUUGUUAAUCAGAGUUCUAAGUGUCGCACAGUGCUUUCUUCACCCCAGAAGAUUGAAGGCUUUAAACGUCUUGAUUGUCAGAGUGCUAUGUUCAAUGAUUACAAUUUUGUUUUUACCAGUUUUGCUAAGAAGCAGCAACAACAGCAGAGUUGAUUAAGAAAAAUGAAGAAAAAACGCAAAAAGAGAACACAUGUAGAAGGUGGUGGCUGCUUUCUAGAUGUUAAUACUGGGGGCCAUGCUUUCCAUAACCACCACCUUGUAGUUGCAGAAAGCCCUAGAUGUAAUGAUAGUGUAAUCAUUUUGAAUUGUAUGCAUUAUUAUAUCAAAGAGUUAGAUAUCUUGCAUGAAUGCUCUCUUCUGUGUUUAGGUAUUCUAUGCCACUCUUGCUGUGAAAUUGAAGUGCAUGUAGAAAAAACCUUUUACUAUAUGAAACUUUACAACACUUGUGAAAACAAUUCAAUUUGGUUUCUGCACAGUGUAAUAUUUCUCCAGGUAUCCUCCAAAAUUCCCCACAGACAAGGCUUUCGUCCUCAUUAGGCGUUGGCCUCAGCCUAACCAUCUGGGACUGUUCUGUAAAAUUGCUGCCAGAAUUUUACAUCCAGUACCUCCACUUUCUAGAACUUAUUCUUUACUAAUGUUACUGGGACAAUUUUUACUUCAUACAGGUGUUUUUUGCAACAGCAGUUAUUAAAGUUUUUCUUCCACAAGUUGGGUCCUCUUAAAAUGAUUGCAGUUACUUACUUUGCGUAUUACUAUUAAAAUUAUUCGUCUGUGCAUUUAUACUCCUAUAAUUGAUUUCUUCCCUCACCAUGGUGUCUCCCCCAAGCCCUCCAAAUAAAGCAAUACACUG